UCCUAACAAGCGCAAACAGCCUCCCACCAACCGCCAUGACCCCGCGAUUGAGACACCGGCCCCAGGUCGAGGAGGAAGAUGCGUCGGUGCUGAAGCUGGGAGCAGAAUUUAACAAUGCUGGUUGUCUGCUCAUCUCGGAGGUGAAGUAUCUUCUCGAGAAUCGAGACAAGGAUGCCCCGGACACUGCCGUCUAUAACAAGACACUAGAGUACGUGAAGACGUUCGCAAAGUUCAACACCACGGAUUCUGCCAGUGCUGUUCGAGAGACCUUGCGGAGAGAGCCUGCUCUGACACAAUUUGAAACAGCGCAAAUAGCCAACCUAUGCCCUGCGGAUGUCGAAGAAGCGAAGAGUGUCAUCCCAAGUCUUGUCAAGAUCGAUGACGACCGACUUCAAGCUCUCUUGGAUGAGAUCCAAACCAUGAGGAAGUUCCAGUCAUGAUCGACCACACUUGACGACUAUACGAACCGACGCCACCACCAACGAUCACCGCUACAAACCAUCCUUGCUUUGGCUUCAUUCAGUCACGCUCUUGCACGUAUAUCUCCAGGCCGGAUGAACGUGAA
Messenger RNA from Fomitopsis serialis, 565 nucleotides. RefSeq names its product HRDC-like protein. The transcript has 5 exons. Gene Ontology annotation, biological process: positive regulation of translational initiation; mRNA export from nucleus in response to heat stress; transcription initiation at RNA polymerase II promoter. NCBI's taxonomy places the organism in Eukaryota, Fungi, Basidiomycota, Agaricomycetes, Polyporales, Fomitopsidaceae. Gene Ontology annotation, molecular function: nucleotide binding; translation initiation factor binding. Bases 36 to 440 code for a protein of 134 amino acids. The record is from RefSeq and is a predicted model, not a curated record. Gene Ontology annotation, cellular component: P-body; RNA polymerase II, core complex.